This is a messenger RNA of Lycium ferocissimum, 644 nucleotides long. RefSeq lists its product as uncharacterized. Bases 29 to 499 code for a protein of 156 amino acids. The record is from RefSeq and is a predicted model, not a curated record. NCBI's taxonomy places the organism in Eukaryota, Viridiplantae, Streptophyta, Magnoliopsida, Solanales, Solanaceae. The transcript has a single exon.
UCGAAAAAGGGUAGAGUGGAAGUGUGUAAUGUUUGGUAAUGCUGCUACACCUAAAGCUACUUUUACAAUGUGGCUCCAACUACAUGGCCAAAUGCUUACUAGAGAUAGACUGGUGAAAUGGGGAAUGAAUGUAGGCCCUGCUUGUGUUCUUUGUGUUGGUAAUAUGGAAACUAGAGACCACCUAUUUGUGCAGUGCAAUUUCACCAAGCUUAUGUGGCAGUAUAUCCUCACUUGGCUGGGCAGAAAUGAUACAUUGGGAGGCACAUGGGCUGAUCACUUGAAGUGGGUGAUAAAGAGUGCAAAAGGGAGGACUCAACAAGCUCAAAUCUACAAAAUGGUAUAUGCUGAAACUGUCCAUGUUGUUUGGAUGGAGAGGAAUCAAAGGGUAUUUGAGAACAACACCAGAGCUGCUAAUGUGAUUGCCAGACAAAUUGCUUUUAUUUGUAAUGUACGAGCCACUCCUGGCAUUAGAGCCCUAGUACAGUCAUACUUGAUGUAAUUUCUAUUACUGCUAACUAGGUAGAAGAGGAAACAGAGGUAGAUUGAUAGAAGUAGAGGAUUGGUGCGUAUGUUUAUGUGGACAAAGCUGACUGAGGAUGUUAGCGUGCAUUGUAAUUCUUAUUCAGGUGAUUAAUAAAAGUUGU